CAAGAAAGUUAUGUUCAGCGCUCCUCAUUCCAGCUACCGUCUUCACUAUUCUAAAGUGGUGCGCGUUCGCUGCUUCUCAUAAUGGCGCCAGCAACGCCUCCGCCGCCUCAGAUGCCCGACUACAGGGUUACACCUCUGCUGCCGUCGCCGACGGGCCACUCGAACUUUGUGAACCCAGAAACGCGUUCGCCGAUGGCACUCGCUGUCUGCGGCGUAAUGUUGGGGUUCAUGGUGACAGCCCUUUUGCUGCGGUUCUAUGCGCGUCACAGAGUGUUGGGAAUUGUUGGUGUGGACGACUGGGUGGCUCUUUUGGCAGCAGUUUUUGUUGCAGAAUACACAGUAUAUGCGAUGGUGCUGUUUACGAUGCCCGGAAUGGGCCCGCACAUCUGGGAUAUUCCUGGCAUCGUCUUCCUUGACCCCAAGUUUGGGCUGCGACUUCUGUUUACUGAGAUCAUGUAUGCGCCAUCAGCAUAUCUCACCAAACUUUCCAUCCUCCUCCUCUACAGGCGCAUCUUCGUCGCUCCCGGCGGGAAAGCUAAGUACUUCAUCAACGCCGGUAUUGUCCUCGCUACAAUCGCCUACCUUGCCCUUUUCAUCUUGAGCUUCGCUUUUUGCACCAAAAGCCAAAGCCUCGUGGAUGGCGGCGAAUGUCACUCGAAAGGCGCACAAGUGGGCUGGGCGCUGGCAGCUACCAACCUGGCCGCGGACCUCUACCUCCUCGCAAUCCCGCCAUUUAUUAUUGCUCAUUUGCAUCUUUCGGUUACUCGGAAGUGGCAGAUUGCGUCAAUUUUCCUGCUUGGUAUCGGUGGCACUGUGUCAAGCGUAGUCUGCUUGUAUCUUCGCGUCCACGUUGCGGCAAACAGCACUGAUUUUUCAUGGAACAUUAUCCCACCUGCAAUCGCGAGCGUUGUCGAACUGAAUGUAGGCAUCAUCGUUGCCUCCCUCCCCGCGCUGAACGUCCUUCUGCACAGAGGACGCAACGCCGGGACCGGCAGAGGGUCGCACCCAUCUCGAGGAGGUUGGUCCCUCCAGCAUCUGGUUUCUCGAAUCUCCAACCGUGCUCGCGGCAAAGACUUGUCCUACGGGGAUGCAUCUGUUGCAUCGCAUAGCCAGAGCCAACCCGGAGACAGGGAUAUCGUCAAGCUCCUUGAGAUAAACCAGUACUCUACUAAUACGCACACGGGUUCGGUAAAGAGCGGAUCGCCCGCUGCUUCGGCGCAUCGGCAUUCGUCAAUAUCGAAUUAAAAGGUGACUGUGCGCGUGGU
This is a messenger RNA of Westerdykella ornata, 1265 nucleotides long. RefSeq lists its product as uncharacterized. The transcript is spliced from 5 exons. NCBI's taxonomy places the organism in Eukaryota, Fungi, Ascomycota, Dothideomycetes, Pleosporales, Sporormiaceae. The coding region runs from base 82 to 1245 and encodes 387 amino acids. The record is from RefSeq and is a predicted model, not a curated record.